This is a messenger RNA of Didymodactylos carnosus, 1153 nucleotides long. NCBI's taxonomy places the organism in Eukaryota, Metazoa, Rotifera, Eurotatoria, Philodinida, Philodinidae. The record is from the annotation of a GenBank genome assembly.
AUGUUUGUGUCCGUGCUUCAAGCAGAUCAAGCAGCUCAAAAUGAAGUACGUAAAGUCUUGGAUGACAACGACAGUGAUAUUGUUCAGAACGCGGAGAAGAUCGUUGAUGUGAUGAAUGAAAAACUGGCUACAAAAUUUUCUGGAACAAUUAGAUCUUAUUUCUAUCAAAUUGUAGGCUGAUUGAGAGCUUCAUUCGAUAAACGCUUAACAACCAUAUCUAGAAAUAGUACAUAUGCAUGCAUAUAUCAGAAAGUUUUCAAAUCCGUUGGAACUCAUACAAUGUCACCGUCAAAACCAUCUUCAUAGUUUGCCUCUUUAGAUUCCAUACAGUCAACGUUAAAAGAAGAGAAAAAGGUUUCUAGAUUUCUGACAUCCUGGGUCUGAUAAACACAUUAAAAGAAAACUAUUGUUGAGCACAUCAUGACGUAUGAAGAAAAGGCUCCAUUCCCUCAACGAACAUCAGGUUUCCCCCAAUUCUUCAUAUCUGUUUUUCAAACAUUUCCUUACACUAUCGAGGCCCAUAUUUGAGAUGGACCUUCUGGACUAUUGAACCUGCCAGGCGGAUGAUGAUUAUUUUGUGUUUGCUUAGCUCAAACUAGAAACUAUUGUUUUAGCCAAAUUUUAAAAUCUAAUUUGAGCUGCAAAUACAUGAAACUAAUUGAUUAUGAAUAUAAUCAUGCUAGAAUAUGAGUUAAUCUAAACUUUUUUAUUUUCCAACAAAUCGAGCUAGCUCAUUACAUGUUGGUUGAAGUUGAACAAAUGUGAGAAUAAUAACAACAGGAAAAAGAACAACAAGUAAAAAAUGAAAGAAACAAGCAAAGUAAUGUAAAGUUAAAAAAGAAUUUAUCAUAUCAAGGGAAACGUUUUUCUUUUGUUUCAGGAAUCUGCUAGGAGUACAGUUCUACUUUGGUGAGAAAGGAAGGGUCCCAUAUCAUUGGGUCCGGCAAAAACGUUCUGCAUCCUUUAAAAAUUUUAAAACAGAAAGGUAUAGGAUUUUAAUUUUAUCUUUUACGAGAGAGAGCAUGUCGCUGUCUUUAAAAAGUAAAUGAUCUAUUGUUAUGUCGGUUAUUUGUAGUAUAGUUUUGAAAUCUUUGUUGAACUUCCAGGUAUAGGCAUCGUCAAUCGACGUUUGAGCGAUCGACAUUUGAGCGAC